This is a messenger RNA of Soboliphyme baturini, 543 nucleotides long. The record is from the annotation of a GenBank genome assembly. NCBI's taxonomy places the organism in Eukaryota, Metazoa, Nematoda, Enoplea, Dioctophymatida, Soboliphymatidae.
AUGUCUCGCGUGCUUCCUUGCCCUUCGUCGUCGCUCGCUGCAUUUCUUCUCUCCUCUAACCACUGCUUCUCAAAGUUAGUCUUUUUACUCUUUCAGAUUUGCCUCAGCCGCCGUUCCUCGUGUCUGAUUCUUCUCGUCACGCCCCUUCUUGCUCCUCCGACAUCUGCCGAAGGUGGAACGCGAUCAUCGCCGCAGCAGCAGCAGCAGCAACAGCAAGAAGACACGUUGUUCUGCUCGCCGCAGCCGCUAGUUUCCUCUGCGUGUGACCUCAAGCAAAAUGGCAGUAGUCGGGCGCCGUGCCGCAUGUUGCGCCUGUCUCCUCAGCGGUGUCAUCCUCCUAUCAGCGAUAGCCCUCUUCCGGCGCGACUCACUUUAUGUUCAGGCCACCACUGCAGACAACCUGCACAUCGACCAGGUAAGUUUGUGUCUCUGUCGGUCCGUUUUAUCCGUAACGUUUUGUUCUGUCACUCCAAUGAACGAGCUUCAUCCGCAUUCAUUCUGGCUCAGGAACUUUCUCGCCAGAAACCGAAAAUUUUCCUCUAA